This is a messenger RNA of Trichoderma harzianum CBS 226.95, 864 nucleotides long. RefSeq lists its product as hypothetical. Lineage: Eukaryota; Fungi; Ascomycota; Sordariomycetes; Hypocreales; Hypocreaceae. The transcript has 2 exons. Bases 1 to 864 code for a protein of 287 amino acids. The record is from RefSeq and is a predicted model, not a curated record.
AUGGAGCCCAGUCAACCCGGCCAAAGCUUGAGCGAACAAUUCCCCAACCACUGGCAGGCUAGCACAUCCGACAGUAACCUUACGCUACAUGGCUUCCGUCGCUUCAAGACCACACACUUACUGAACCUGCGGUAUCUCGAGGCCGAGGUUGCUGGAAUAGAUCAUCUCAUCUAUCAGCUUGGCCUCAGUCUGAAUGUGGAGCCAUCCUCAACAGAUAGGUUGGGGCUGAAGCAUUGUAAAAGGGACGAAAUACUUCCUUCUACUGACCAAGCGGUUUCAAAGGAGCUUAUACUGCAACUCCGUCAAUCAUUAAAGCAAUAUGAUGAGGCGUUGAUUGCUUUUAAUACGAUUAUGUCUAUGGACACAUUCGCGCUCCUUGAUGAUGAAAAACAAUGCAGCCUCAGAACAGACAUUACCUUAUAUGAAAUGUAUAAAACAAGGCUUCUGAGGGUAGACCAGACCCCUCGUACUCGACAAGACCCCUUACAGCGUUCCAUUCAUCAACUUCUACGGUGGUUUCGAUAUUCGCGGAUAUCUAAAUCAUCUCAGAAUAACGUCGAGAAUGCCAGUCCUUUCGGAAUGAAUCAGGCAUCGUCUUCCCAGAAUGCCACACUUAUUUCAGAGAUAAUUUCUCGAGUUAUUAUAGGAAUAGUCACGGCUAUCUUUUUGAUAGCUCCUCUUAUUGCCCUGUCAUAUGAUUCACGGAAGAGCAUCCAAAUUGUCAUUAUUUCAAUCUGUAUUGUGGUGUUUGCAUGUCUGGUAUCAGUAUUGUUGAGGGCAUCUAACCUAGAGAUGAUGGUUGUUACUGCUGCCUACGCUGCGAUCAUCGCAGUAUUUGUUUCUAAUGGCCCGGCAUCUAGUUAG